CUUUGAAGUCUAUUUUCAUAAUUGAGUGGUCUCUGUUCGAGAGGAGAGAGUAAUCAUCCAAAAAUCGAUCUGGAGCGAGCAGUGGUCUGUAAACUCGAGCUCUGAGAGUGCUGAAACUGUUUGGUGGAUAUCUCGAGUUAUACCAAUCCAAUUAAGGCGUGUGAGAUACCAAAAGAAAGCUCUCAAGACGAGGAAUCCGUGAAGGUCCGUUUUGCAUCAAUCGGAGUAGUGGAAGGCUUCCAAAUCGUCCGAGCAAAACACAACCUCGCAGAAACGGAUCUACUCUUCUAAAGAAACGUGUUCACCGGAAAACACCCAUUCUAGGGGCUGUUUUCGUACCAACGUUUAGGGGUUGAGAUAGCGCUUUGAAGAGGCUGUUUAACACCCAUAUUUGAGCAAGGAAUCAGUUCCAAAUCCACCAUGACCAAAGUCUUGACCAUUGGACCAAGAAGGGAUAGUUUAAAGCUCAAUUGAGUUUCAGGUAGGACUUGAAGGUUGCUACCACGCCCGUUGCUUCGGGAAGAUCAAAGGAGGAGGACGUGAAAUGGAACGCACCGGUAGAGUGACUCGACGGAACCCGACUGGCCAGGUGCUGGGAGGAUCCCAACGUGGCAGUCAGGGGGGAUCAAGAGAGUCUGGGGGACAGGGCCGAGCAGGCCACUCGCUGACCGUGAGUGACGGUCACGUGGAAACAAUAGAUGAGCACUAUGAGUCCGAGGAGGAUUCAACUUACCAACCGGGAACUGAGCCGGUUGACACCCCAUAUGAUGGGGAACACGAUGAUGCUAGUGAUGAGAGUGAUGAUAAUGACGCUCUUGAACGGAUUGAGGAAUUGCUCCGGCAAUACCAACAAGAUCGCCAAAGGCGCCGGGCAAGGCGUGCUUUGGAAGGGGCUUCGAGGAGAGGAAGCCGCGCGACUCCUAGGGAGAGCAUUGAACUCCGAGGAGGUCGAGGUGCCGAGGUUCCUAUCAUAAGGAUCUCAAAAUACCUAAAGGAGGCAAGAGACUUGGGAUGUAAACCGUUUGAUGGAACGGGAGACAUCUCCGUGGCGGCCGAGUGGAUCAAGAGAUUCAAUGAAGCGGCCCUUGAUAUGCAGCUGCCACCCCAUAUGAAGAUGAGAGUGGCAACAAGAUUGCUAGAAGGAAUGGCGUCCACGUGGUGGGACGGUGUCAAAGGGAAGUACGGUGAGGCGGUCACUUGGGAGAACUUCAGGCAAGAAUUCUUUAGCCAAUACUACUCCGACUUCGAGGUGAACUUGAAGAGGAGGGAGUACACGAAUCUGACCCAAGGAGGGGAAUGCACGGUGAAGGAACUUGAACACAAGUUCAGAAAGCUUGCUGAGUUCAUACCGGAGUACAUUUGUGAUGAAAACCGGAUGGUGAACCAUUUCUGGGAUGCCUUGGACCUUGACAUACGCGAGAGGGCAACACAAUUGCCUAAUAUGACGUUUAGUCAAGUGGUUGAACAAGGCUUGAAGGGAGAAAAAGAGUGGGAGGAAAGAAAGCGAAGAAACGCCGAGGAGGCAAAGAAAAGGAAAUGGGAGAACCAUGGCCCCCAGGGUUCAAACAAGAAGGGGAAUCACGGGGGAGGAGGAUCCUUCAGGGCACCCGCACCACCAUCAAGGGGGAAUCCCAACAUGGGGGGGCAAAACUCGGGGUUACAAGCCUCGACGAAGCCUAAGUGCAGGAAUUGCAAGAGAAAUCACGAAGGCAAAUGUCGUGAUCCCCCACGGUGCUACCAAUGCGGAGAUACGGGGCACAUAAGGCCUAAUUGCCCUCAACUUGGUGGGAACCGGUCAUCAGGACCAAACGUGGCAACCACGGUGAGUAGAAACCGGGGUGGGGCACCAAAUGCAAGUGCGGGCCACGGCGGGGCAAGUACAAGCAACGCACCCUCCGUGAACCAAGGAAGGACUCAAGCUAGAGUCUAUGCGAUGACGGAGGCGGAAGCUCAAGCGAACCCGGAUUCCGUUGCAGGUAUUACCUUUUGUAUACUUAUGUUUUACCCUUGAUUAGUCCAUAAAUUGAGGUUGCUAGUCGUUGGGAUCAUUGCACGAAGCUUUGGGGUCAAACGGAGCGAAAUCGGGCGAAAGACGGCUGAUUUCCGCCAACGCACACCAGGCUGGACCAUACGCACGGCCGUGCGUUGUCCGUGCGUUGGUCCGUGCGUUGGUGGCAGUAGCAACCCGGGAAGAAAUUUCUAUACGCACGGCCGUGCGUUUUCCGUGCGUUGGUCCGUGCGUUGGUGGCAGUAGCAACCGGGAAGAAAUUGCUAUACGCACGGACGUGCGUUGUCCGUGCGUUGGUCCGUGCGUUGGUGGCAGUAGCUCCGUUUUGAGGUUAUAAGACACGCACGCCGUGCGUACCUCCUAGGCACGCCGUGCGUACCUCCUGGGCAGCCCAAAGUGGACUUUUCCGCGCCGUAUUGCAACGUUAAGACCGGUUCUUGAUCCCAAACACGUGUGUGAACAUAAUAAACCUCUCUAAAUGUAUAGGAAUGGUAGGAAAAAUGUCUUACAUGGUUCAUAAAUGUAGGGACACUAAAGAUUAAUGGGAAGGAUGCGCGAAUCCUUAUCGAUACCGGGGCGCAACGUUCAUUUGUGAAUGAAGCGUUCGCCAAGAGGUUGGGGGUGCAAUCCGCACCAUUGAUGCAAACCUUAGUGGUAUCAACACCACUAGGAGAUGACGUGGAAAGAACUUGUUAUUAUCCAUCUUGUGGGGUGGAGGUUAAUGGUCAAGCCUUGACGUGUGACUUCGUACCGCUGGGCAUGAUUGAAUUCGAUGCAAUCCUAGGGAUGGAUUGGCUAGAAAGGAACCAUGCUAGGGUAGAUUGCUACACGAAGGUUCUUGAACUCGAAGGCAAUGAUGGGGAGACCCUACGCUUCGAGGGCGAUCGAGGGAGAUCAAAUAGCUGUAUCAUAUCCGCCGUGAGAGCGAGAAGUAUGAUGAGAAAGGGAUGCCACGCAUAUCUAGCAUACGUGGUUGACAAAACCAAAGAGGAAACGAACAUCGAUGAUGUGAGGGUGGUUUGUAAGUAUCCGGAUGUCUUCCCUAAAGACCUACCGGGGCUUCCACCUGACAGAGAGAUUGAAUUUGUGAUCGAGGUCGAGCCGGGUACCAAACCAAUCUCCAUACCGCCAUACCGUAUGGCACCCGCUGAACUUAACGAGUUGAAAACCCAAUUGCAAGAGCUUUUGGAUAACGGUUUCAUUAGACCAAGCCACUCCCCGUGGGGAGCACCGAUUCUUUUGUGAAAGAGAAAGAUAGGACACUUCGAAUGUUCAUUGACUAUCGUCAAUUGAACAAGGUCACAAUCAAGAAUGAAAUCCUUUGCCUAGGAUUGAUGACUUGUUUGAUCAACUACGAGGAGCAACUGUGUUUUCAAAGAUUGACUUGAGGUCGGGGUACCAUCAAUCGAAGAUUAAGGAAGAUGACAUACCAAAGAGUGCUUUCCGCAGAAGGUAUGGACAUUUUGAGUUCCUUGUUAUGUCGUUUGGGUUAACAAACGCCCCAACAGCAUUCAUGGACUUGAUGAACCGAGUAUUCCAUAAAUCCUUGGAUCGAUUCGUGAUUGUGUUCAUAGAUGACAUUUUGAUUUACUCAAAGAGUAAGAAAGAGCAUGAAGAGCACUUGAUACUCGUUCUUGAGACACUACGGGAGAAGCAACUUUAUGCCAAAUUUUCUAAAUGUGAAUUUUGGCUAAAGGAAAUUGCCUUUCUCGGGCAUGUGGUUUCAGGAUCGGGAAUUGCUGUUGAUAAUAAGAAGAUAGGGGCCAUUACCGAAUGGGAGAGACCAAAGAACGUCAAGGAAAUUCGUGGUUCCCUUGGGUUAGCAGGCUACUACAGGGAGCUCGUGGAGAAAUUCUCCGUUUUGGCAUCACCAUUGACAAAGCUCACUCGUAAAGGAGCUAAGUUUGUAUGGGAUGACAAAUGUGAGAAAGGGUUCAUUGAACUAAAGGAGAGAUUGACUGAGGCACCGGUACUUGCAUUACCCAAACAGGGUAUGGGGUACGAUGUCUAUAGUGACGCGAGCAUCCAAGGACUUGGAUGGGUGUUGAUGCAGGAGGGGAGGGUAAAUGCCUAUGCUUCACGAUAGUUGAAGAAGUAUGAGGUGAAUUACCCUACCCAUGAUCUAGAGCUGGGAGCAGUGGUGUUUGCACUGAAAAUUUGGGAGAUAUUAUCUCUACGGAGAGACAUGUCACAUAUAUACUGAUCAUAAGAGCUUGAAGUAUGUGUUUACUCAGAAAGAAUUAAAACAUGAGACAGAGAGGGUGGAUGGAGUUGAUAAAGGACUACCAUCUAGUUAUUGAGUACCAUCUAGGUAAGGCAAACGUUGUAGCAGAUGCCCUCAGUCGGAAGAGUUGUCUGGGGCAUUGUCGACUUGUUUGAGGUAAUCGAGGGGAACUACGCUGUGCAACCAAUCAAGGUCACCAAUAGAAAAGUGAAGAAACUGAGGAGCAAAGAGGUCCCAAUGGUUAAAGUACUUUGGAAGAGCGAUCAGGUCGAAGGGGAGACAUGGGAAACAGAGGCUUUGAUGAGAAAGCAGUAUGCUUUCCUUUUCGAGUAGAGCUGUGAAUUUCGGGGACGAAAUUCCUGUUAAGGGGGGUUGAACUUGUGACACCGCACCCGAACGUCCUUGAAAAUUUGAUUUUAAAAUUCAAAGUUAUGUAUUGGAUUUCUGAUUCCCAAACGAUUGUAAAACGAUUAAUGUUUUACGUAAUUAAUGAUCGAUUAUUGUACUGUCCGAACUCGUAUACAAGUAUCGGGCCUUAUUAAUAAAUAAAAGAGCCUAACAUUAUCUAAAUAGUAAUACAUAACGUUUCAAGACAAGUUGAGGAAGGGCGGGCGGCCCAGAUAUUAUUUUGGGCUCAACCCGCUAGAAUAGCAAGUAUUCGAGAAUGGCGUCGUAGGCCCACUCGGGGGCGACCCCCACGGCUUGUAGCCCAAUAAUAUGAAUGACAAAUGUCAAAAUAAGUGAUAGGAUAAUUUGAGAUGAAUAAAAAAUGCCUAUGAUCCCAUCUUUGACAUUAUUGAGCUAAAUAAUGGGAGUAGGAUUUUCCUUCUAUAAUGUCCAUCAAGUAAAUUAUUGAGAUGAGCCUAUACAUAUUGGAGAUCAAUAAUGUGAUGUAGGAAGUUGACUUGUUCUAAAUAAAUUAGGAUGAGUACAAAAAGACAUCUUUGACAAAAGAUAAAACAAUAGAACCCAUCUUCCCAUUUUUGGAGGUAUUGAUAGAUAUUUUGGACCCCAAAAUAAUUGGGAUCAAUGGGGAACCACUCCACAUGAUAUUAGUACCUGCAAGACAAAUAAAAAUGGGUGAGAAGACUUACCUUGGCCGACCACCAUGGAGAGGGGCUGUAUAAGACUUGAUAGGAAUCAAAUGUUGGGCCACCAUCUCCAUUUUUCGCACAAAAUGGUGUGCUGUUUGUCUCCACUCAUCAUGGGAGUUAUACUCGACCAAACAACGUGUAUAAGGUGUCCUUGGAUAGCCUUUGAAGUCUAUUUUCAUAAUUGAGUGGUCUCUGUUCGAGAGGAGAGAGUAAUCAUCCAAAAAUCGAUCUGGAGCGAGCAGUGGUCUGUAAACUCGAGCUCUGAGAGUGCUGAAACUGUUUGGUGGAUAUCUCGAGUUAUACCAAUCCAAUUAAGGCGUGUGAGAUACCAAAAGAAAGCUCUCAAGACGAGGAAUCCGUGAAGGUCCGUUUUGCAUCAAUCGGAGUAGUGGAAGGCUUCCAAAUCGUCCGAGCAAAACACAACCUCGCAGAAACGGAUCUACUCUUCUAAAGAAACGUGUUCACCGGAAAACACCCAUUCUAGGGGCUGUUUUCGUACCAACGUUUAGGGGUUGAGAUAGCGCUUUGAAGAGGCUGUUUAACACCCAUAUUUGAGCAAGGAAUCAGUUCCAAAUCCACCAUGACCAAAGUCUUGACCAUUGGACCAAGAAGGGAUAGUUUAAAGCUCAAUUGAGUUUCAGGUAGGACUUGAAGGUUGCUACCACGCCCGUUGCUUCGGGAAGAUCAAAGGAGGAGGACGUGGUUCGUGCUUCUUCCGUUUCUGUUUUAAACAAUUACAAUAAUGCUCAUGGAAAUUAUUUUGAAUACUAUUUGGGGGCUUGUAUGCCCAUGUUUGCCACGUGUGGCUUGAAUACGUGUAUUAAUGUUUCCGCUGCUUUAAAUGAAUAUUUUACAUUAUGUUUGUUUAUGGAUGUACUAUGUAUGAAUGGUAUUCAAGACGCCUAGUAUAGUAUGGAUGAGUUGGACUGCGGUUGACUAUUCGUACUGUACGGCGGGUUGUUGACGUGUCCGGUAGGUCCGGGGCGUGACAACACAUGUAUGAGCCGCUGAAAAAAAAAGGUGAAUUAAAAAAAAAAGGCAGCGGCCAAUGACGAGCGUGAGUGGAGCACGGAAGGAGGAAGCUCAGUCUAUUUAAUUACAAAAAAAAACCGGGUGUACAUACACCCGGAUGUACCAUAUAAUUUGCGACUUUUGUGAGCUUUUUAAUAAUUGUUAGCUUUUGGUGACUGAAAAGAUCUUAAAAGGAAAAGGUGGUAGCUGUUUGAUAAAAAGCUGACUGUUUGAUUUAGUUCGGUUUGAUAUACAAGCUGUUAGGGCUAAUUAGUACUAAAAGCCACGGGCAUUUUUCAGAUGCUACUGCCUGUAGCAUCUCAAAAAAGAUAUUUUAUUUUUUUAAAAAACUCUUAAAAAUUGUCAUGCCAAACAUAUAACUAGAAGCUUUUAAAGACUUUUUGAACAAUACAAAAGCUAGAAGUCAGAGACUUAUGCCUGCCAAACAUAGCCUAAGUCCAUAUUUACAGAUAAAUUUAUUUUACUUUAUAACAUGUAUAUAAUUUUACUCGUAAUUAUCACUUAUCAUAUAAACUUAUCAAAUAAUAUGUAUUGUUAUGAAAUUGAUCAUACGAAAAAUAAGCAACUGAAUAAUGUUCUUUUGUGUUUUUAUUAUAAUUAGAGUUUCUCUUACAAUUAUAGAUAUGUUUUAUUAACACAACCUUCUAUCAGAUGUUCAAUUUUUAAUUGAGAAAGUGUAUAAAUGCUAACUAUCAAAUAAAUUGCUGAGUGGAUUGACUAGUUGAAUCUAAGGAUAGCAAGGGGCGGGGGGCACGACCACCCGACCAUGAGGAAACCAUGGAGAUGAGCUUGGGGCAGGACGACAUGAGGAUGAGUGAGAUAUUUCCACCAAGUAGAAUGUGGGACGGCUGAUGGGGAAUACUACACCCGCCUCGACCUCGCUCCCACUAUGCAUAUACACACAAACAUAUAUGAAGGUUAUAUAUUAUACACAUAGAGUAAUGAUCCUGUCCAGCCGGAGGGACAGGACCCGCCGUCGCCAUUUGGGGUCCUUCCCGGUGGAUUUUUUUGCUGAAAUUUUUUAAACAUGUUCUUUAUGAAGUAUAGUUUAUC
Cuscuta epithymum is the source of this 7411-nucleotide messenger RNA. Lineage: Eukaryota; Viridiplantae; Streptophyta; Magnoliopsida; Solanales; Convolvulaceae. The record is from the annotation of a GenBank genome assembly.